CUUCAAAUUCUUGAAUUUCCAUUUCUCUCUCUCUCUCUCUCUAUGUCUUUCGCCAUGGAAAACAAGAUCCAAGCUUUACCCCCUCUCAAAAGAUUCAGAUUCAUGCUACAAAACCAACACCACAAUGAAUCAAACCCCAUCAUUUCUUCUUCCUUUUCUCUUCCAGCCAAAAAGAGAAAAGAAUCCAGAGAUUUAAACCCUGCUCCCAUUACCACUCUCUCUUUACCCGGUAAGAAAAGGGUUUGGGCUUUUCAACCCGAUUUGGUUAACCCAGAUGAACCCUUUCUCAAUCUCGAUCUCAACGCUCCACCCCCAAAUGAAGAAAAACUGCCUUACCCAUAUAAACCUGUAGACAGUUCAAUUCAAAUCUCCAAAAUUAUUGGAGAAUCUGAGGAAGAAGAAGAUGAUGGUAUUGAAUGUGCUGUCUGCAAGAGCACAGACGGAGAUCCAACGGAUCCAAUCGUCUUCUGUGAUGGAUGUAAUCUAAUGGUUCAUACUACUUGCUAUGGAUCUCCAUUGAUCAACGGCAUUCCAGAUGGAGAUUGGUUUUGCGCCCAAUGCUGUAAUAAACAAAUGUCACCUGUUUCUUGCUGUCUUUGUCCCAUCAAAGGAGGGGCCAUGAAGCCAACAACGGUCGAUGGAAAGUGGGCUCACUUGGUAUGUUCUCUCUUUGUUCCCGAAGUGUUCUUCACAGAUCCAGUGGGCAGAGAGGGAAUUGAUUGUUCUAAGGUUCCGAAAAGGAGAUGGGAAAAGAACUGUCGAUGUUAUUUGUGUGGAUCUUCAAGUGGGUGUGCUAUAGAAUGUUCAGAACCAAGAUGUGAGUUGGCUUUUCAUGUGACAUGUGGAUUGAAUGAAGAACUUUGUAUUGAAUACAAAGAAGGGAUAAACAAUGGAGGUGUUGUUGGGGCCUUCUGUAAAGAUCAUACUAAGCUUUGGGAAGAGCAACAGAAGACUGGAAAGUUCAAGAUUGUUGCUAGAGAGAAAUGAAUCAACAUCUUCUUAGUUAAAUCUGAUUUGCAAUUUUAUUAGAUGGGUUUUAGCCUCUUUUGUACUUGUAGUAGAGUUAAGAUCAGUUUAGUUUUAAUACAGUGUUGUGAUUGAUUGUUUAGUUUAGAAAUGGCUCAAUUUAAUGAUUUAUACAAACUGAAUCAAGAAUUGCAUGUAUUAUUAUUAUUAUAUCUGAUUGGAUUUGAUCA
Messenger RNA from Impatiens glandulifera, 1196 nucleotides. RefSeq names its product protein Jade-1. The transcript is spliced from 3 exons. Gene Ontology annotation, biological process: regulation of transcription by RNA polymerase II. Bases 43 to 987 code for a protein of 314 amino acids. NCBI's taxonomy places the organism in Eukaryota, Viridiplantae, Streptophyta, Magnoliopsida, Ericales, Balsaminaceae. The record is from RefSeq and is a predicted model, not a curated record.